AUGGAUAUAUUCUAUUCUUCGUACAUUCAUCAUUUAUCGGGGACGCGAUGGCCAAUUCUCUGUCUGUCGAUUUUACUUGCUGCGUCAGCGUGUGGAAGCGAUAUAUUAAUGAUCACAAUGGGAGGAACAAAGUCACAUAAAAUACCUUUUUGGGAACUCGCCAGAGGGCUUAUUAGAAGAGGUAACAACAUAACCUUGAUUAGUGCGUUUCAACCAGACUUCCACCUCGAAGGCUUAGAAGAGAUAGCUCCCGAAGGUUUGGCUUCCUUUAUUAGAAGUUAUAUGUCUUUGGACUUAGUAGGAGCCAGGAUGAGGGGAGAGGAACCACUACCGUACAAGGAUAUUGUGAGAUUUGGAUAUGAGGCUUGCGACGCAUUUCUCAAUGAUUACGAAACCAGAUCAUUCCUUCGAUCAGGAAGGACAUAUGAUCUAAUUAUUCUCGAUGGCGCUUACCCUGAAUGUGCCUUGGGUAUUGUGUAUCGGCAAAAAGUACCUUUCAUGUACAUCAACACUGUUGGAUUCUAUUCUGGACCUACCAGUAUAUCCGGAUCUCCAGCUCCGUACUCCGUUACUCCAAUAUUUGCAAAAUCUUUUACGGAUAACCUGAAUUUUAUAGACCGUGUCAGAAAUACUUUUUGGCACGUCGGUGCUUUCGCUGGACAUGCAGUGAGUGUCACAAUACUCCAAGGAGUUUUGAGGAAACAUUUUGGGCAGCAAAUCCCUCAUGUUUACGAUAUGGGAAAGAAUGUGAGCUUCAUACUUCAGAAUGGGCAUUAUUCCGUGUCCUAUCCCCGGCCGUAUUUGCCGAACGUUGCUGAAGUUGCGUGCAUACAUUGUAAGGAACCGAAGAAAUUGAAUGCGGAUUUAGAAGACUGGAUAUCUGGUUCCGGUAAUGAAGGCUUUGUCUACGUAUCUAUGGGAUCAUCAGUAAGAACAGACAACAUGCCACUCACGGUACACAGAAUGAUGGUUGAGGCUUUGGGAAGACUUCCGCAAAGAGUUCUGUGGAAACAGGACGCUGAGCAGAACUUGACAGAUAUACCCUCAAAUGUUAGGCUGUACAAAUGGUUGCCCCAACAAGAUCUAUUAGGUCAUCCAAAGAUCAAGGCAUUCGUUACGCACGGAGGUCUACUCAGCAUGUUCGAAACCGUUUACCACGGAGUACCGAUCGUCAGUAUCCCCAUCUUCUGUGACCACGACUCCAACGCCGCCAAAGCCGAAGUCGACGGCUACGCCAAAAAACUGGACUUACAAUAUCUAACAGCUGACAAAUUGUUCAAAGCCAUCACAGAGGUCAUCAAUGACCCCAAAUACAAGGAUCAAGUUAAGAGACGUCAAGUUCUCUUAAGAGAUCAGAAAGAAUCGCCAUUGGAACGAGCCAUCUAUUGGACAGAAUAUGUGAUAAGGCAUAAGGGAGCUUAUCACUUGCAGUCACCAGCGAAGGAUCUGAACUUCAUUCAAUAUUACUCUCUUGACAUUCUCUUUUUAUUCAUUGCUUUGGUAAUAUUCUCUUCUUUAAUUUUAAUGUAUAUUGUGCGAUCUGGUUUCAAGAAGUUAGCUGACUAUGUUCAGCGUAAACGAAUGAAUCAGUUGAUGGAUACUUCGUGUUUAAAAAGAUCGAAGAAGUUGAUCGAUCAGUCCAAGAAGAAGUUGUGA
Messenger RNA from Pieris macdunnoughi, 1656 nucleotides. NCBI's taxonomy places the organism in Eukaryota, Metazoa, Arthropoda, Insecta, Lepidoptera, Pieridae. The record is from the annotation of a GenBank genome assembly.